This is a messenger RNA of Brassica oleracea var. oleracea, 864 nucleotides long. RefSeq lists its product as uncharacterized. The transcript has 4 exons. Gene Ontology annotation, molecular function: zinc ion binding. NCBI's taxonomy places the organism in Eukaryota, Viridiplantae, Streptophyta, Magnoliopsida, Brassicales, Brassicaceae. The record is from RefSeq and is a predicted model, not a curated record. Bases 149 to 811 code for a protein of 220 amino acids.
UAUUCACACUACAAUCACUUGUUUCUUUUUCUUUUUGCUUCUCCUCUCUCUUUCUUCUUCCCCAAGAACCCUUUAGAUGAUUUUAUUCGAAGAAAUAUAAAAGUCUGCCCAUCUGAUCCACUGAAGGAAUCCACUUUCUCAUACCCAAAUGAAUCUGAGUGAGAAGAGAAGAGUUGAUGAAGAUUGGAUUACGGCACUAUUGUGCUUAGAGUUCUUUGGGAUAUGUAUGAAUCAUAAGUAUCUUCGAAAGAACGAGAAGAAUGUCUUUUGCAUUGACUGUAAUGCCCAAAUAUGCAGACAUUGUUGUGACACAGAAGCACACUUCCUCCAUCGUCGUCUUCAGAUUUGCAAAUACGUUUAUCAAGAUGUUUUGCGUCUCCUCGAUAUUCAACACUACUUUGAUUGCUCCGAGAUACAGACAUAUAAAAUAAAUGGAGAACAAGCUAUACAUUUGAAUUCGCGGCCGCAAGCAAAAGAUGCAAGACCUUCAACAAAAUCCAAGAAUGCAGGUUCAUGUGUGACGUGUAAAAGAUAUAUUCAAGAUCGUCCUAAUCGAUUUUGCUCUAUCUCUUGCAAGAUUUCAGCUUCUCCAGAAAAGCACAAAUUUUGUUUCUCUCCGGAAAUAAACCAAAGUGCUUUGAAGAAAGAACAUUAUAAUCAAGAACAAAACUUAGAAGAGAAAAAAUCAUGCACAUCAUCACUCACAGAUGUUUCAGAAGACUCGGAUGUUUUAUUGGGUAAUUUUUCAUUGAGACCACUCGUUAGGAUACUCAAGAGAAAAGGAGUUUCUAGAAGAUCUCCUCUUAACUGAUUUUUUCCGUGGAUUUUGUUAUCAAAACCGUACAUUAUUUAUAUUUUCUAUUU